Ruditapes philippinarum (Manila clam) is the source of this 988-nucleotide messenger RNA. RefSeq lists its product as uncharacterized. NCBI's taxonomy places the organism in Eukaryota, Metazoa, Mollusca, Bivalvia, Venerida, Veneridae. The transcript has 3 exons. The coding region runs from base 54 to 545 and encodes 163 amino acids. The record is from RefSeq and is a predicted model, not a curated record.
AUGUUUGUAAAGGAAUUUCUAUUGCAUCUCUACAAAGUAACUGGUGUAAUGAAAUGGCUAGCAGUUGGAGAGACAAUGUGGCCGCAGUUAUCUCAUUGGCUGAAAAUAAUCCACAGACUGUAAUAUUGCAUGGCGUCUCACCAGAGAUUGUGGACUUGAAAGAACAAGAGUUGUUGAACUGUCUUCACCAUGUUUCCAGUGUGCUGCAUUAUGGGAACGUGGUACUAGGUGCAGGACAGUCUGAGGAAAAGUGUAGGGAGUUUCUUAAUGAAAGAUUAGAAAUGUUGAGGAGAGACGAACAUUCAGUGACCAAUAUUGACUUACAGUAUAUGCAGGUAGUGACAGAGUCUGUGAUGUCAUCAUUCCAAGAAUAUUCCAGGUUAUUCCAAGGUAACUUCUCAGGAAAAGUAUGUGCCUUUGAGGGUUACAAAUCUAAGAUAGAAUCAUGGAAACUUGCCCUUGAGACUGUUGCUAUUAUAACCAACAUAGAUACGUACAUAGAAACGGGUAUAACAGACGAACAGACAAAUAUAGGAACAUUAUAAAGUCAUAUUCAUACAAUCAUGCUAUGUGUAUUUCAAGUCAUGCAUAUAUAUAUAUUUUUCUAGGAGUUGAUUCUUUCUAGGUUACAGGUAAGAAUUUACCCAGAUUCUAUAGAACUUGAUAAUCAUUCUUAUAAUUUUUCUUUUGCUUAACUAUUUUCUGUCAGCAAAUUAAUGUGUAACAAUUGUAAAAUUUGCAACGUUAUACAUAGAUAUACUAACUUUUAUUUGAUGAAAUGUCAUUGUUGAUAUUAUUUGCUAUGAUUUUGCUUGUAUACGAGUAUACUUGAUUAAAGUCAAAGUGUUUAAGUAGAUGCAGUUUAGUUGUUUUUGUGUACUAAACAGUCAUUUGUUUGUUUGGAAAAUAUUUUAUACUAUUGAAAGUCAGUUGUUUUAGUUAUAUUUUGGAUAAACCAGUCCAAACGGGGAUUAAAACCAACAAAAAG